AUGGCCGCCAGCAGUAAGAGAGAAAGCCGUAGAAAAUGCAAAAUCGAUGUCGACUACGUGCAGAUGAACUCUUUAUCAUCUGUUGUAUUGUACAAUAGUAAGCCGAAAAGGCGAGAUUCGAAAUUUUAUGCUGCCGAAAGAGUUAUCACGCGAAGAAAAAAGCCGUAUGUAAGUAUCAAAACUGCUUUUAGUCAAAUUUAUUCCCAAUUCGAGGUUAUGCAUUGCGAAGUUUUCUUUUUUGAGGGCGAUGAAUAUCUUAUAAAAUGGCAAGGAUGGCCAUACCACAGCUGUUCCUGGGAGCCAUCUGAAAAUUUGAGCAUUGCUCUUUUGAGGUACGGACAGUCCUGGGUUUAAUAACCAUAUAACCAAAUACUUUAUUGCAAAUAUAAUUUUAUCAAGUAAAUACCAUAUAAGCGGCAGCGACAUAUAACAUUAUGACAAAACUGCAAGCAAUAAUAAGACCUCUUCAUUGACAGGAGCUAUGAACAACCACUCAAACCCGAUGGGCCAAAAUUUGAACAAGCAUGUCGAGAUUUUAUGAAUGUUGUCCAGACAAGUCUCAAGUCAAAAUCUGUUAGCCCAGUGUAUGUGAACAUGCCAUUAGAUGUCUGGAGGUACAUCACAUUAAACAAGGGCAAAAAAUCUGACCAUAAGGGCCACAUGUUGUAUGAAAAAGAACAUUUUGACCGUUUCAAAGGCUUGCCACAUGAUUGGUAUUAUGUUCUCAACCAGCAUGGUGAAGGCAUAUGCGUUGAUUUCCCUAUCAAGGCAAAGCCGAUUGUUUCUUGGAGUCCCUCUAGGUUCACAAUUGUAAAUGGAGAACUAAAGAAGGCACCAAAAUAUCCUAUAGAAAAAAUUGUAUUAUCGAUUGUAAAACGAUUUUGCAACAUGGAUAGUGUAUAG
This is a messenger RNA of Paramuricea clavata, 903 nucleotides long. The record is from the annotation of a GenBank genome assembly. Lineage: Eukaryota; Metazoa; Cnidaria; Anthozoa; Malacalcyonacea; Plexauridae.